Molecule: messenger RNA, 4695 nt
Organism: Saccharomyces cerevisiae S288C
Lineage: Eukaryota; Fungi; Ascomycota; Saccharomycetes; Saccharomycetales; Saccharomycetaceae
Gene: PDR10
Product: ATP-binding cassette multidrug transporter PDR10
Exons: 1
Coding region: 1-4695 (1564 amino acids)
Biological process (GO): xenobiotic detoxification by transmembrane export across the plasma membrane; transmembrane transport
Cellular component (GO): membrane
Molecular function (GO): ATPase-coupled transmembrane transporter activity; ABC-type transporter activity; ATP binding
Source: RefSeq, marked reviewed
AUGUUGCAAGCGCCCUCAAGUUCAAACUCGGGUUUGAAUCAAGGAAAUGCUGCGCCGGACGGCCCACCUAACGAAACACAGCCGUACGAAGGCCUCGACGCGGCAGCUCAAGAAGAAAUAAAAGAAUUGGCAAGAACGCUGACGAGCCAAUCUUCCCUUUUAUCGCAAGAAAAGCGUAUUACCGGCACUGGCGACCCGAAUACACUAACUGCUGCUUCUUCAUCGUCAUUGAGCCGGUCAAUUUUCGCUAGUGAUAUCAAGGGAGUUAACCCAAUCCUUUUGGACGUCAAUGAUCCAGACUACGAUGAGACAUUGGAUCCUCGAUCAGAAAAUUUCUCGAGUGUCAGAUGGGUACGAAAUAUGGCACAAAUAUGCGAGAAUGAUUCGGAUUUCUAUAAACCGUUUUCAUUAGGUUGCGCCUGGAAAGAUUUGAGUGCCUCCGGUGAUUCUGCCGAUAUAACAUAUCAGGGAACAUUUGGUAAUAUGCCCAUCAAAUACUUGAAAAUGAGUUGGAGGUGCAUAUCCCGACGUCUUUUCCACCGGACACAUGGCAAGAGUGAAGAUAAUGACUCCGGUUUCCAAAUUUUGAAGCCGAUGGACGGAUGCAUCAAUCCGGGGGAACUACUUGUUGUGCUUGGACGACCCGGUGCAGGAUGUACUACGCUGCUGAAAUCUAUAUCUGUAAAUACACACGGAUUCAAGAUUUCUCCGGACACAAUCAUCACGUACAAUGGAUUCUCCAACAAAGAGAUCAAAAACCAUUACCGUGGUGAAGUGGUCUACAAUGCAGAAUCAGACAUUCACAUCCCGCACUUGACAGUAUUCCAAACUUUAUACACAGUGGCAAGACUGAAGACACCAAGGAACCGAAUCAAGGGUGUCGAUAGGGACACAUUUGCCAAACACAUGACUGAAGUGGCAAUGGCAACUUACGGACUGAGCCACACUGCAGAUACAAAAGUGGGUAAUGAUUUUGUUCGUGGUGUAUCCGGGGGAGAAAGGAAAAGAGUUUCCAUUGCUGAAGUGUCUAUAUGUGGCUCGAAGUUUCAGUGCUGGGAUAAUGCCACGAGGGGCUUAGAUUCUGCUACCGCGCUGGAGUUCAUCAAGGCCUUGAAAACGCAAGCCACUAUCACAAAGUCUGCAGCCACUGUGGCCAUUUACCAAUGUUCUAAAGAUGCCUAUGAUUUGUUCGAUAAAGUCUGUGUUCUUUACGAUGGUUACCAAAUCUUCUUUGGCCCAAGUAAGCAGGCCAAAAAGUACUUUCAAAGAAUGGGAUAUGUGUGUCCCGAAAGGCAGACCACAGCAGAUUAUUUGACCUCUAUUACUAGUCCUUCUGAAAGAAUUAAGGACAAAGACAUGGUCAAACAUGGAAUUAUGAUCCCACAAACGGCCUAUGAAAUGAACCAGUACUGGAUUCAAUCAGAGGAAUACAAACAAUUACAGGUGCAGGUGAACAAACAUUUAGAUACAGACUCUUCCCAGCAAAGAGAACAAAUAAAAAAUGCACAUAUUGCCAAACAAUCUAAGAGAGCACGGCCCUCCUCUCCUUAUACAGUAAGUUUCUUUUUGCAAGUUAAGUAUAUUCUAAUCAGGGAUAUAUGGAGGAUUAAGAAUGACCCAAGUAUUCAACUUUUCACGGUUUUGAGUCAUGCAGCAAUGGCUCUUAUCUUGGGAUCAAUGUUUUAUGAAGUCAUGCUUUCCACUACCACAACAACCUUUUAUUACCGAGGCGCGGCUAUUUUUUUUGCUAUUCUGUUCAAUGCGUUCUCAUCACUUUUAGAGAUCUUUUCACUCUAUGAGACGAGGCCCAUUACCGAAAAGCACAAGACUUACUCGUUAUAUCGCCCAAGUGCUGAUGCCUUCGCCUCUACAUUUUCUGAUGUUCCAACAAAAUUAGCCACGGCAGUAACUUUCAACAUACCAUAUUAUUUUUUAAUCAAUCUAAAAAGAGAUGCCGGUGCUUUUUUCUUUUACUUUUUAAUAAACAUUAUAACAGUUUUUGCUAUGUCGCAUUUGUUCAGAUGCAUUGGCUCAGUGUCGAAAACUUUACCUCAGGCAAUGGUUCCCGCAUCUGUUCUUCUGUUAGCUUUUGCAAUGUACACUGGGUUUGCCAUCCCAAGAGUCCAAAUGCUUGGCUGGUCAAAAUGGAUUUCUUAUAUCAACCCAUUGUCUUACCUUUUUGAAUCGCUAAUGAUUAACGAAUUUCAUGGUAGAAAUUUCCCAUGUGCUCAGUAUAUACCUAGUGGGCCAAAUUAUGUCAACGCAACAGGUGACGAAGUCACCUGCUCCGCCCUCGGUUCUAUCCCAGGAAAUAAUUAUGUAAGUGGUGAUGAUUUCAUUCAAACGAACUACGGCUAUCGACAUAAGAACAAAUGGCGGUCUGUUGGUAUUGGUUUAGCAUACAUUAUUUUUUUCUUAUUUCUGUAUUUAUUCUUUUGUGAAUACAAUGAAGGAGCAAAGCAAAAUGGUGAGAUGUUAGUAUUUCCCCAUAGUGUGGUUAAAAAGAUGAAGAAGAAGGGUAUUGUCUCUGAGAAGAAAAAGAAAAACCAACCAACGUUGUCAACAUCUGAUGCUGAGAAAGAUGUAGAGAUGAACAACAAUUCAAGUGCGACUGAUUCAAGAUUUUUACGCGAUUCUGAUGCAGCUAUAAUGGGUAACGAUAAAACUGUCGCCAAGGAGCAUUAUUCAUCUCCUUCAUCUUCUGCGUCUCAAAGCAAUAGUUUUAGUAAAAGUGAUGACAUUGAAUUGUCCAAAUCACAAGCGAUUUUUCAUUGGAAAAACUUAUGCUACGAUAUCCCGAUUAAGAAUGGGAAGAGGAGAAUUUUGGAUAAUGUUGAUGGUUGGGUCAAGCCUGGUACACUAACUGCCUUGAUUGGCGCAUCUGGUGCAGGAAAAACAACGUUAUUAGAUUGUCUUGCCGAGAGAACCACGAUGGGUUUAAUCACUGGUGAUGUAUUCGUAGAUGGUAGACCGCGGGACCAGUCUUUCCCCAGAUCAAUUGGUUAUUGUCAGCAGCAGGAUUUGCAUUUGAAAACCGCAACUGUGAGAGAGUCAUUAAGGUUUUCCGCGUACCUGCGUCAAGCCGAUGAUGUAUCCAUCGAGGAGAAAGAUAAAUACGUUGAAGAAGUCAUUGAGGUAUUGGAGAUGAAACUUUAUGCUGAUGCCAUAGUAGGCGUUCCUGGUGAAGGUUUAAAUGUGGAACAAAGAAAAAGGUUAACCAUAGGUGUGGAGUUAGCUGCCAAACCAAAACUGUUGGUAUUUUUAGAUGAGCCCACGUCUGGGCUUGAUUCCCAAACUGCAUGGUCAACUUGUCAAUUAAUGAAGAAAUUGGCUAGUCGCGGACAAGCAAUUUUAUGUACCAUUCAUCAACCUUCUGCUCUCUUAAUGCAAGAGUUUGAUAGGUUACUAUUUUUGCAAGAGGGCGGACAAACUGUAUAUUUUGGAGAGCUAGGGAAAGGUUGCAAAACAAUGAUUAACUAUUUCGAAGCUCAUGGUGCCCAUAAAUGCCCACCAGAUGCCAAUCCAGCCGAAUGGAUGUUAGAAAUAGUAGGUGCUGCACCAGGAACUCACGCUAGUCAAGAUUAUUUUGCCAUUUGGAGAGAUUCUGAAGAAUAUAGGGAAAUGCAGAAAGAGUUGGACUGGAUGGAACGAGAAUUGCCUAAACGGACGGAAGGUUCGUCAAAUGAGGAGCAGAAGGAGUUCGCUACGUCAACUUUGUACCAGAUCAAAUUGGUGAGUUAUCGAUUAUUCCAUCAAUAUUGGAGAACACCAUUUUACUUAUGGUCAAAAUUUUUUUCAACAAUUGUGUCUGAACUCUUCAUAGGCUUCACUUUUUUCAAGGCGAAUACAUCAUUACAGGGCCUACAGAAUCAAAUGCUGGCCAUUUUUAUGUUUACAGUGGUAUUCAACCCAAUAUUGCAACAAUAUUUACCACUUUUCGUUCAGCAGAGGGAACUUUAUGAAGCUAGAGAAAGGCCAUCAAGAACCUUUUCGUGGAAAGCAUUUAUUGUAUCGCAGAUUCUCGUGGAAAUCCCUUGGAAUUUACUGGCCGGUACUAUAGCUUUUUUCGUCUAUUAUUAUCCUGUUGGAUUUUACAGAAAUGCUUCUUAUGCAAAUCAACUUCAUGAACGAGGAGCUUUAUUUUGGUUAUUUGCGUGCGCGUUUUACGUCUACAUCAGUUCAAUGGGGGUAUUAGUGAUUUCAUGCAUUGAAAUUGCAGAAAAUGCUGCGAAUCUCGCUUCACUUUUCUUUAUAAUGUCAUUAUCUUUCUGCGGUGUUCUGGCUACGCCAAAUAUUCUACCAAGAUUCUGGAUUUUUAUGUAUAGAGUAUCGCCACUGACAUACCUCAUUGAUGCUCUGCUAUCGGUAGGACUGGCCAAUGCUAGUGUCGUUUGUUCCAGCAACGAACUUUUAAAAAUUGUUCCUCCAAGCGGUAUGACAUGCUCGGAAUAUAUGGAACCUUAUAUGCAAUCCACCGGGACGGGUUAUCUGCUCGAUGGGAGUUCCGAAACUGAAUGUCACUUUUGUCAAUUCAGUUCUACCAAUGAUUAUCUGGCGACUGUGAGUUCUUCGUAUUCACGUAGAUGGAUGAACUAUGGCAUUUUUAGUGCAUAUAUUGUCUUUGACUAUUGUGCAGCAAUAUUUUUAUACUGGCUGGUGCGGGUUCCAAAGAAAAGCAAAAAAUUAAAGAAAUAA